Molecule: messenger RNA, 1039 nt
Organism: Olea europaea var. sylvestris
Lineage: Eukaryota; Viridiplantae; Streptophyta; Magnoliopsida; Lamiales; Oleaceae
Exons: 2
Coding region: 151-843 (230 amino acids)
Molecular function (GO): zinc ion binding
Source: RefSeq, a predicted model, not a curated record
UCUUCAGAAAUUGGGUUUUGGAUCAGAAUCUAUCUGCAUAUGAGAGCAGUUUACUGUCGGCUCAUCGAUGCACUGUGUGUUUCUCUCUAUAAAUGAUCUCGGUCUGAUUUUUCCUCUACAUGAAGAUUCCUUAUCUGGGCUUCUGUAAAAAUGGCAAAUUUACACAAGUCCCUUAAUGAUGUUGAUUUAGAGGCUGCUAAUAUUAAUGGUAGUGGCAAUGAUGGUGGUGGUCAGGUACAAGCCACCGAUAUAAGUGUAGGCGAUAGUUCAAUCUCCUCUAAUGGGAAUGACCACUCUACAUCAAGCCCGUGUGGAAUUGAGAUUGUGGGUGUCUCUGAAAAUACUAGUAGUGACGACAGCAAUAAGAGAAGAGAAUCCAAUGUGUCAGAGUGUUCAGUGGAGGUGGUGGUGGUGGAUCUGAAGGAUGGUCCACCCGAAACCAGGCUGCAUUUGGCCAAGAUUAUUAGGGAUUGUAGGAUUUGUCAUCUGAGCUUGGAUGCAGCCAAUCAAGACUCUGGUUUACCCAUUGAAUUGGGUUGUUCUUGUAAAGGUGAUUUAGCUGCUGCCCACGAUCAAUGUGCUGAGGCCUGGUUCAAGAUCAAGGGCAACAAAACUUGCGAGAUAUGUGGAUCAAUUGCACGAAAUGUUUCUUGUGUGAACGAGGCUGAGUUGAUAGAGGAGUGGAAUGAAGCAAAUGAUACUGCAAACACAGCUAUGACACCAGCAUCCCCAGCAGCGUCUCAUAAUUUUUGGCAGGGUCGCCGGUUUCUGAACUUCUUGUUAGCAUGCAUGGUAUUUGCAUUUGUCAUCUCUUGGCUUUUUCACUUCAAUGUGCGUUCAUGAGAUCUGCACAAGGUCUACAAAAUGGUAGAUCGAAAAAACAUCGAGGCUUCUGUUUUCACACUUCUUGCUCAAUGGGCUCUCUUAUAUGCUACCAGGUUAUGUAUAUUAGGGAUAGCAGUUCAUAGGGCUUGCACCUCGUGUUGUAUUGUUGUGUUAUCUAUUUUAAUUGAGAGAAUUUUCUUCUUUAUUGUAACUU